Soboliphyme baturini is the source of this 450-nucleotide messenger RNA. The record is from the annotation of a GenBank genome assembly. NCBI's taxonomy places the organism in Eukaryota, Metazoa, Nematoda, Enoplea, Dioctophymatida, Soboliphymatidae.
UUGUUAACGUGGCUUUGCGCGAGUCGACAACCUACGAACGCUGCGUUAUGGCAUCAAGCAUCCUGUCCACGACUAUCGCAUCCACAUGGAAUCACUUCUCUGCCUCCUCCGCCGCCGUUGUCACCGACGCUUAACUGCACAAGCUACACUGAUAGCUUCUGCUAUGAGCAACAGCUAAAGGGAAUGCAGCUUAAUCAAUGCUGCAAAAAGGGAGUUUAUGUGACGGAUAUGUGCUCUGCUGAUAGAUGCACCGAAGAAACGCGCGCUCUGUGCUGCUUUCAGAAAUUUCAUAUACCUGUCUUAACCUUCAUCUUUCAUCCCACUUUCACGUGUUGUGGGCGCGCGACGCAAAUAUGCGCUUCUCCAGUUUUCUCUAUUCUUGAGCGUUUUUUUGGCAAGGGCAUGUUCGGCACUGCAUUCAGGUUGCCAAUCUUCACAAAUUAUUGCUGA